Cladophialophora psammophila CBS 110553 is the source of this 1209-nucleotide messenger RNA. RefSeq lists its product as uncharacterized. The coding region runs from base 1 to 1209 and encodes 402 amino acids. The transcript has a single exon. NCBI's taxonomy places the organism in Eukaryota, Fungi, Ascomycota, Eurotiomycetes, Chaetothyriales, Herpotrichiellaceae. The record is from RefSeq and is a predicted model, not a curated record.
AUGGCAACGUCCACGUCGAGCCAGAAGUCAUCCCAGCUGGCAUCAAGCCCGGACACCAACUACGGCGAGAACGAGGAUGACAGUAUCUUAUCAGCAUACCAGGACGAGAAGCAGUAUCACGACCCGUCGCUUCAACCACAACUCCAGCCACAGGCCUUAACGUUCAAUCUGGGUGACAUGCCCCUCUGGCAGCCCAAGAAGCGAACACUCACCUUGAAUUCACGGGAGCAUUUCCUCGUUGCAGCAAAACAGCACCGCGAAGUGCACCAGAACCUGGAGACGCAGAGAAAACGUAGUGAAUCUGUGGUGACAGAUGAUUCGCACGCCACCCUUGCUGAGGACACCUCGGCGACGGACCAAGGGGAUAUGGAUCUCAAAACGCCAACUGUGACUGGCAUGAAGCUAUCCGACGACACAGACGAGCUGCUUAUCAGUAGCCCUGCCCCUCCAUUCGAAUCCGCUGGUCCUAUGUCUGUCCUUCUUCACUCCAUCCUCCUCCGCGUCGCCGACGUUGAACGAUCUCACCCAACAAUUAUGUCCAAGGAUUACGACCAACUUCAAAUUCGCGUCACCGAGCUUGAACGUGAGAACCAAGCCAUCAUCAAAAACCAUGCUGAUCUAUUGUCCCUGAGGAACGAAGAUCUCUCCAAUCUGAUCAAAGUACGGGAUUUGCUCGCCGAAGAAAAGCGUGUGCAUGCCGCCAUGAGAAAGCUGAGAGACGAAGACCUGGAGAACGUGUUGACUUUGAGAGGGAAGCUUGCGAAAGCGACCUGGUCUGGAAGACUGCAGACCUCGCAGCCCCAAGAGAGACGAUCAUUGAUGGGUGGUGGGGCGAUCACCCCUCUUCCACAGAGGCUCUCAAGGUCCGAUUCAGACGAUCUAUGGCAACAAGCGCGCACAGCUGCGAUGGAGCAAAGGGUUUUGGAGCUUGAGAAAGCAAAUUCCGAGUUGCGCACUCGAUCCAUGACAGCCCCCAGCGUCGGUGCUAUUGCAGUGGCCAGUGGCUCCACUGGGGAUAUGCUGCUAAGUCGCGUGGAGGCCAUAUUCGAAGAUAGCUUGAGACAUCGCGAGAAGAUGGCGACCAAAGUCCAGCAAUUAAGAUCAGAGAAGGAGGCGUUGCAAAGGGAGGUGGCGACUUUGGAGGAUCGCAACGCCGAGUUGGAGGCGCUCGUGGAAAGGCUGAAGAGGGGUUUAAAUGUCGGGCAUUAA